Messenger RNA from Capronia coronata CBS 617.96, 1773 nucleotides. RefSeq names its product tRNA (adenine-N(1)-)-methyltransferase non-catalytic subunit. The record is from RefSeq and is a predicted model, not a curated record. Bases 1 to 1773 code for a protein of 590 amino acids. Gene Ontology annotation, cellular component: tRNA (m1A) methyltransferase complex; nucleus. The transcript is spliced from 2 exons. NCBI's taxonomy places the organism in Eukaryota, Fungi, Ascomycota, Eurotiomycetes, Chaetothyriales, Herpotrichiellaceae. Gene Ontology annotation, biological process: tRNA methylation.
AUGGCUUUCGCAACUAUCCAGCCCUUUCAAUUUGUGGCUCUUCGACUACCCUCUGAGAGUAUCCGAGUCGAACAAAUCAUCCCAAACUCACAAAUCAACCUGGGCAAAUAUGGUUCUUUUCGCACCAACCAAAUCAUUGGUCGCCCGUACAAUCUGACAUUCGAGCUCCUGGAUCGUUCUGAGGUUCAGGAUGGAAGAGAGCUCAGAAUAGUCUCGGCCGCAGAGUUGCAUGCGCUUGCCCUUGUCGAGCAAGCAGAGACUGAAGAUGCCGCUACUCCUCAGACAGACCUGGAAGACUCCGGAGCCAGAUCUACUCCAAAAUCCAACGUCAACACCCAUGACGACCCUACGAACCAGAAGCUGACGAUGGCUGAGAUCGAGGCAUUGAAACAAGACGAUCUAGGCAGUGGCAAGGCCCUAAUCGAAAAGAUCAUGCAAUCCCAUUCCACUCUUGAUCAGAAGACCGCUUUCUCCCUCGCAAAGUAUACGUUACGGAAACACAAAAAGUACUUGAAACGCUUUUCAGUAUUGCCGCUCGAUGUUUCGAUAUUGGUCGACUGGAUGAUGUCGGAUCGCGAGUUUGCCAGAAUCAUGGAAAUGAGGAAUGAAGCAGUGGCGCUGGUCGGAUGCUGGGCUAAUAUUCACGCCAGUGGCCAUGACUAUCUGUCUCCUCCGAACGAGCCGUCUUCUCGGUAUCUCGUCGUGGAUGACACUGGAGGAUUGAUAGUUGCAGCUGUCGCAGAACGGAUGGGCAUUCUUCACCAGAAAGACCUCGAAGAAGGCGUCAGCAAAACAAGGGAGGAGGAUGCAGACGAACAGCCCGAGCAGCCCGAGGCUGUGCUACCACAUAAAGACAGACGGCGACAUUACCGGCAGUCCCUCAUGAGUGCGCCUUCGAAUUCCAUCACCAUGGUCCAUGCCAAUCAACAGCCUAACCUGGGCUUACUACGCUAUUUCAACUUCGAUGCUAACAAUCCCACUCCCUCACAUCCACUGUACACGAGUCUGAAAAGUCUCUCCUGGCUCCAACUGCUGGAACCUGAGUCCGAUAUAACGUAUCAAGAGCCAGAAAUAAUCCCACCAGAAGAACUGGCGAAAGCGAAAUCAAAUCGCAGAAGUGCAUAUUUUCGAAAGAGACGCCGGUGGGAGCGGGUCAAGACAGUUGUCGACGAGACCAGAGCUGGGGGAUUCGAUGGACUAAUCGUUGCAAGCUAUACGGACUCCGUCUCAAUAUUACGACCCCUAGUCCCCUUGCUUGCUGGUGGAAGUCAAGUGGUGGUCUACUCCCCCAACGUCGAACCCUUGGUAGAAUUGGCGGAUCUCUACUCUACCGCUAGGAAAACGGCUUUCAUCAACACCCCCCAAGAAGAAAGACGAGUGCCCUCAGAAGACUUCCCGGUUGAUCCAACCCUGUUACUGGCCCCAACUGUCCAGACAGCCCGAGUCAGACAAUGGCAGGUCUUACCAGGUCGGACGCAUCCGCUGAUGACCAGCAAAGGUGGCGCGGAAGGCUACAUUUUUGUGGCCACCAGGGUUCUACCUGCAGAAGGGAAAGUUGCGGCUCGAGGCCGACCGGGGCGGGCCAAGAAGACAAGAGCCGAGGAGUCUACCAAGGUUCCUGCAACUGCCACUGAUGGGGAGUUGUCUCAGUCACCGCUCAAAAAGCAGAAGAUCGAGGCGGAAGAGGCAUUCUCAGCGCAGCCAACACUUGCCUCCCUGAGAGUAGAGCCAACUGUGGAACCCAUGAUAGUUGAACAGAAUGGCGAGUCAUGA